Drosophila guanche is the source of this 835-nucleotide messenger RNA. RefSeq lists its product as uncharacterized. The transcript has 2 exons. Bases 208 to 639 code for a protein of 143 amino acids. NCBI's taxonomy places the organism in Eukaryota, Metazoa, Arthropoda, Insecta, Diptera, Drosophilidae. The record is from RefSeq and is a predicted model, not a curated record.
AUUGUUGCUGCUGCUGCAACUUGUUUGUGCCUUUUUUGGUUCCAUGUGGGGGCAUGUGGAUAUCUCAGUAUGUGUAUUUUUCUCGUCAAAGUUUGAAUUUUGAGGCCCAAAAACUCGCAUUUUUUGGUCUAAUGAGCGCAUUUGGUUUAGUUUUGAGUGAGUUUCAACGCACAAAUCGUAUAAAUACAUCAGUUCUGACUGCCAGCGAUGUUAGUUGAAGCGAACUACGUCGAAUCAGUCGCCCCCCAGUGCUCCAUUGUCCAGUGUCCGUGUGCCCCGUUCGAGUUCAGUCCAUCAAUCAUGAACUUCGCUUGGCUUUUGCUAAUAGCCAGCGCCAGCUGCAUUCUGGCCGCACCCGCACCCGCUCCUCUGGCCGAAGAGCAGCAGCAGCAGCAAGAGGAGCUUGGCUCCGUCAAGGCCAAGCGUGGCCUGUCACUCGGUCUGGGCUACCACGCCCCAUUGGUGACAUCCGCGCAUUACGUCGCCGCACCGACUGUGGUGCACCAUGCACCAUUAAUAUCACAUGCACCGCUCAUCUCGCACAUUUCCCAUGCUCCGCUCAUUGCCCAUCACCCGGUGUCGUACCACCUGCCCAGCUACCACUCCAUACACUCCCUGCACUCCUAUCAUCACUUCUAAUGAGCCAAAGAGAUGAGGGAAGCAAGCAAGGAGCCGCACAGACGAGAGAGAGAGACGUCAGUGAGGAGCAACAGCGGAGACGGCACCAGCAGCAGCAUGAACAGCAGCACAUAUCCUCACAGUUUUACUUGGCAUUAGUUUUUGCACGAUUUCGUAGUCCCUUUCCGUCCCUUCCACCAUAAUUUUGUACAUAAUC